GUUCAAAUUGGCGGCACCGUAUCGAUAUUUAUAGAGAGAGAGAGAGAGAGUGAGAGAGAGAGCGCAUUUUGGGGUAGGGUUCUUGCAGAAGGUCUUGAUUCUGUAUCGUUAGGUGAAAAAAUAAUGGGGGAUGGGAAUAGAAUUGGGAUUGAUUCGUCAUCGUCAUCAUUAGAGUGUGAUUUUGGGUUGGGUUUGAAGAUGCAGGUGCAACCCACUGAAUCAUCAACUUGUAAGAGGGCCAUGGUCUUCCCUCAUUAUUAUCAGCUUUCUUCUUCCCAGAAAAAUAGCUUUUUUGGUGUUGGAGGUGGUGGGGGCGGCGGCGGUAGUGGACGGGCCAACUUUUAUAACACAAAUUAUAACGAGGCAGUAGGGUGUGUGAACAAUAUCUACGAUUCUAUGGGCGGCGGCGGAGAAGUUUUUCCGAGGAGCUCUGACAAUAGUGCUUUCAAAGGAGCCAUGAUAAUGUCUGGAAAAGCUCUUUUUACAGGAACACAGUGGCAAGAACUGGAGAGACAGACAAUGAUAUACAAAUACAUAUUGGCUUCUAUCCCUAUUCCACCUCAACUCCUCUUACAGCUCUCAAAUGCCCCAAUUCUAACACAUGCCUUCCAAUCUAAAACAUCUGGUUUGGAUUUGAGGUUCUCGAGCGGGUCGGAUCCAGAGCCAUGGAGGUGCAGGAGAACAGAUGGGAAGAAAUGGAGGUGUUCAAGGGAUGUAGCGCCUGAUCAGAAAUACUGUGAGCGCCAUGCCCACAAAAGUCGACCCCGUUCAAGAAAGCCUGUGGAAACUCAAUCCCUGAACACUACUACCAACAAUUAUUCUCAACAAUCUCUUCUCCUUCCACCUAAUACUACCACUCAAAACUCAAUGGACUUCGCUAAUCCAUAUGACCAAACAAGGUGCACAGAAUGGUUGAUGGGAAGUGUAAGCAGCAGUGGCACCAUCCCCGUCUCUACUUGUAACCAACAAUGGCAUCAACUUAUGCAGUCAUCAUCAAAAGUGGAAUAUUUGAAUAGAGACAACACUGUCCAAAACGAGAAUAAUGUGUCUACAUUUCAAUACGAUGAUAAACAAGAUUUCAUGAACUUAUUUCUUGAUCACCCCAAGUUAGCCUAUUUACAAGGAAACCUUGAUUUAAACACUGAAAAAACACAGACAACGAGGCGUUUUAUUGAUGAAAGGUCAACAGGAGAGAAAGACGGCGAUGAAGGGUCUGCUGCAUCUUUAAACAAGAAGAUGUUUUCACCCUCGUCUUUGACUCUAUCAAUGUCAAGAGGAAUUGGGAUUGGCGAUGAUAAUGACCACAAUGCUGCAAUUGGUAUUGGGACCAUGAAGACUGUUAAAGAAAAUGAUGGAUUUUUGAAUUCUGUUUCUUGGAUGAAUUCUCCGCAGGGUGGACCGUUGGGUGAAGCAUUGGGACUCGGCAAUUCCACCGCAGGUGGUGGUGGAAAGGGGUGUUCGGAUUUGGCUUCACCUCAUGGGUAUAGCAAUAGCACUGCUAAUAGCAGCAACUGCAGUAAAAGUUCUUGCGAGGAUGGCAGCUAUGCACACAAUUUUAUCGGUUGACUGCUCAACUUUUUGAACUUGAGCCUAGUGCUGGCCAAACAGAAGCUAUUUGAUGUGUUUAUUUCGUUUAAUUUGGUUCCCUUACUCUUCAUGACUCUUUUAUUUAUGUACAUUUGUGUCCUUUUCAUAAUUAGCAAUAGAUACGCUGCACUGUUCGCUUUUAAGGUGGCCCGUGCCAUUUACUAUGUCCAGAAUUGCUCAUCGGUGGGCCAACUGUAUUGGGCUUAUUGUGCUCGUACAAUUAUUUGCAUGGACCUAUAUAGGUACUCUUUUAGAAA
Olea europaea var. sylvestris is the source of this 1844-nucleotide messenger RNA. Its product is annotated as growth-regulating factor 8-like. The coding region runs from base 124 to 1566 and encodes 480 amino acids. Gene Ontology annotation, biological process: regulation of DNA-templated transcription; DNA-templated transcription; developmental process. Gene Ontology annotation, cellular component: nucleus. The transcript is spliced from 4 exons. NCBI's taxonomy places the organism in Eukaryota, Viridiplantae, Streptophyta, Magnoliopsida, Lamiales, Oleaceae. The record is from RefSeq and is a predicted model, not a curated record. Gene Ontology annotation, molecular function: ATP binding.